GACCGAGAAUUGAGAACCCGAACUCACAGAAAUAUAUCAACAAAACACUACGCCAAAAAAAAAAAAAAAAAUUUAGGCCAUGAACAUGAAGUACUUAAUCGGAAUCCUAAUGAGCUGUAUAUGGCUUUCAAUGGCCAUUAAUGCAGCCACAGCCCAGAGUAAUUCCCCUGUCCUCGACACUUCUGGAAAUCCUCUCCAGCGUGGCGUGGAGUACUACAUCAAGCCUGCCAUCACCGAGGCCGGCGGUCCUUUCACCUUGGUAUCUCGAAACGACCCGUGCCCACUCUACGUCGGGCAACGAAACGUUUCGGUGGAUGGGAUCCCUGUAACAUUUGCGCCUUAUGAAAAGAGAGAAAAAGUGGUGAGAGAACGGAAGAACUUUAAGGUCACAUUCUCCGCCGCCACGAUCUGCGUGCAGUCGACGGCGUGGAAGGUAGGAGAAACCGAACCGGUGACCGGAAGGAGGUUGAUCGCCGCGGGGGAAGGCGGCCUCGCCAACUAUUUUUACAUUAAGAAGGAACAAGACUGUCCUAGUUGCUACAGCAUACAAUGGUGUCCGGCUGAACUGUGUCCUACUUGUAGGUUUAUUUGUGGAGCUGUUGGUACUUUGUUUGAAAAUGGACAAAGGUUGGCGGCUUUGGACGCCCCAGGCGCUGGUCGAAGUCUUGUGUUCGAGAGAGCAGAUUAUGUUUCUAAGGAGUGAAGAUGAGUCUUAAAAGUAGAUACAUUAAUUAAUCUAUAGAGUAUUAUCAAUAAUCAUAGAAUGGAAACUGUUUAGAUAAGGUGUUUUAGAUCGAGGGAUGAUGUCCGGAGCACCAAAUCAUUCCAGAGUUAAAUAUAUAAUAAAGCUCCAUUGUGCGUC
Messenger RNA from Morus notabilis, 862 nucleotides. Its product is annotated as alpha-amylase/subtilisin inhibitor. Lineage: Eukaryota; Viridiplantae; Streptophyta; Magnoliopsida; Rosales; Moraceae. The transcript has a single exon. Gene Ontology annotation, molecular function: endopeptidase inhibitor activity. Bases 80 to 703 code for a protein of 207 amino acids. The record is from RefSeq and is a predicted model, not a curated record.